UCCCAGUAAGGGGAAUCAGUGCUCCUUGUGUGUCUCUUUCUCUCUCUCUGCAUCCUGCACUCCAGGGGUACAGACAGAUCACCCCUCUGCUCUCUACUGAAUCACUACAGUCUGGGGGGAAACUCUAAUCCUUUCAUUUCCUGUGAACAUUUUGGUCAUCCGGCCGUCUGUCCUUCUGUUUACUCCUGUCCUUCUCCUCCUCCUUUCCUCUCCCCCUCUUCUUCUCUCUGUCUCCACGACGAGACGAGUUGUCUGGGGAUUUUCUCAUUCUCCCUCCUGAUCUGUUUCCCAGAGGAGCUCGGCGCUUCUCUUCUGUUCUUCUCUCUCUUUGUUUCUGCCUACAUCCUUCAUCGCCAUGGAUAUGGGCAGCCUGACAACGGUGGUGGCCAACUCGGCCUACAUCUCGGCGCGCGGGAGCUUCGACGGCACGGCCAACCCGUCCGCCAACCGGGACAAGAAGUACCACGCCCGCCUGAAGCUGCCUCACAUCACGGUGUGCGAGGGCCUCAGGGAGACUCUGGACCUGGGCUUCCAGACCGCCUGCGUGGAGCAGCCCAUCGGCAAGCGUCUGUUCCAGGAGUUCCUGGAGGCCAACAACGAAUACAAAGGCCCCUGCCGCCUGUGGAAGGACGUGGAGGAGUACAACCAGGCCGAUGACCAGGACCGCGUUAAGAAGGCCUCCAAGAUGCUCUCUCGCUACAUGGAUCCAAGCGCCAAACACUUCUGCCCUUUCCUGCCGGAGAACGACAUCACCAAGGUGAAGGAGAAGCACGCGGAGGCCGGAGACGAUCUGUUCGUGGAGACUCUGACCAGCGUCCUGGACUUCCUCAAGGAGGUCCCUUAUACGUUCUACCUGGACAGCAUGCACCUGAAGAGGUUCCUGCAGUGGAAGUGGCUGGAGAUGCAGCCCACGGGGGAGGACUGGUUCAUGGACUUCCGUGUCCUUGGGAAGGGGGGCUUCGGGGAGGUACACGCCACCUCCAUGAAGGCCACGGGGAAACUGUACGCCUGCAAGAAGCUCAACAAGAAGAGGCUGAAGAAGAGGAAAGGAUAUGAGGGUGCGAUGGUGGAGAAGAGAAUUCUGGCACGUGUCCACAGCAGGUUCAUCGUGUCACUGGCCUACGCCUUCCAGACCAAGACUGAGCUCUGUCUGGUCAUGACCAUCAUGAAUGGAGGAGACCUGAGGUAUCAUAUCUACAAUGUGGAUGAGAACAACCCAGGGUUUGAUGAGCAGAGGGCCUGUUUCUACACAGCUCAGAUCAUCCAGGGUAUGGAGCACCUGCACCAGAAGAGAAUCAUCUACAGAGACCUCAAACCUGAGAACGUGUUGUUGGAUAAUGAAGGUAACGUGCGUAUCUCUGACCUUGGUCUGGCCGUAGAGCUGGAGGACAACCAGACCAAUAUCAAAGGCUACGCCGGGACUCCAGGGUUCAUGGCCCCAGAGCUGCUGAAAGGGGAGGAGUAUGACUGGUCAGUGGACUACUUCACCCUUGGGGUCACGCUGUAUGAGUUCAUCGCUGCCAAGGGACCUUUCAGAACCCGAGGAGAGAAGGUGGAGAACAAAGUAGUGAAGAAGAGGAUUCUGAACGACCCCGUGGCCUAUCCGGAGAAGUUCAGUGAGAAAGCCAAGUCCAUCUGCGAGGCGCUGCUGUGCAAGACGGUGGACCAGAGGCUGGGCUUCAAGAACGGGUCCUGCGACGAGCUCCGAGCGCACCCCUUCUUCAGCGAACUCAACUGGAUGAAACUGAACGAAGGUGCGGCCUGCAUCACUCUCAUGGCAGCCAUCAUCUUCAUCAGUAUGGGAGUCAUCGCUUCCUUCUUCUGUGCCAUCGUGGACGGAAUCAUCAUGGCUGAGUUCAUAGCUCCCGCCCCCCAGAUGUCCCCCAGUCCCGCCCCACCCCCCCACAUCAUGUAUAACCCCACCCAGCACGUGGUGACCUACGCUGGCUUCUGCCCCAACGGACAGGCCCUGCCCGCCUACCCCAACUACCCCGCUUUGCCCAUGCAGCACCACAGCAGUUACCAGGGCCCCUCCACCCCCCAGCCCGGCCUGGAGAUGACCCUAACCCCCUCCUCUCCGUCAGAGGAGAGCCAGAGCCAGCCUUCCGCCCAGGCCCCCAGCCAACCCACCUUCCAGACUGGCUCCCAGGACCCUGGUCAGGGUUACAUGCUAACACCCAACGCCCCUGCCCUCUACCCUGGCCCCGUCUACGGGCCCUCCGGCUUCGAGAAGCCCCCUCCUUAUGCAUGCUGA
This is a messenger RNA of Oncorhynchus keta (chum salmon), 2254 nucleotides long. RefSeq names its product rhodopsin kinase GRK1-like. NCBI's taxonomy places the organism in Eukaryota, Metazoa, Chordata, Actinopteri, Salmoniformes, Salmonidae. The coding region runs from base 356 to 2254 and encodes 632 amino acids. Gene Ontology annotation, molecular function: ATP binding; rhodopsin kinase activity. The transcript is spliced from 9 exons. Gene Ontology annotation, biological process: signal transduction; regulation of signal transduction; protein phosphorylation. The record is from RefSeq and is a predicted model, not a curated record. Gene Ontology annotation, cellular component: cytoplasm.